Molecule: messenger RNA, 1293 nt
Organism: Cucumis sativus (cucumber)
Lineage: Eukaryota; Viridiplantae; Streptophyta; Magnoliopsida; Cucurbitales; Cucurbitaceae
Product: shikimate O-hydroxycinnamoyltransferase
Molecular function (GO): acyltransferase activity, transferring groups other than amino-acyl groups
Source: RefSeq, marked provisional
AUGAUUAUCACCAUCAAGGAUUCGACUAUGGUGACUCCCGCGGAGGAGACGCCGCAUAGGAGUCUCUGGAAUUCCAACGUCGACCUCGUGGUUCCGAGCAUGCAUACACCGAGCGUCUACUUCUACCGACCUACCGGCGACUCUAAUUUCUUUGACGCCGAAGUUCUCAAGGAAGGUCUAAGCAAGGCGCUGGUUCCGUUUUAUCCAAUGGCUGGACGGUUGAGACGCGAUGAAGACGGUCGAAUCGAGAUCUAUUGUAAUGCCGAAGGUGUGCUUCUUGUUGAGGCUGAGACCACGGCGGUUAUUGACGAUUUUGGUGAUUUUGCGCCGACGUUGCAGCUUCGGCAGCUUAUUCCGGCCGUCGAUUACUCCGGUGGAAUUGAGUCGUAUCCUUUGCUGGUGUUGCAGGUGACAUACUUCAAGUGUGGGGGCGUUUCCCUCGGCGUUGGAAUGCAACACCAUGUAGCUGAUGGAUACUCCGGUCUCCACUUCGUCAAUACGUGGUCCGACAUGUCGCGUGGCCUCGACCUCAUGCUACAACCUUACAUCGACCGGACCCUCCUCCGCGCACGCGACCCACCUCAACCAGCCUUUCGACAUGUCGAAUACCAACCGGCACCACCCAUGAAAAACCCGGUCCAAGCCGACCCGGAAGGAACCACCGUCUCCAUUUUCAAAUUCACCCGGGAACAGCUUAAUUUACUCAAAGCCAAGUCCAAAGAAAACGGCAACACCAUCAACUACAGCUCCUACGAGAUGCUCUCCGGCCACGUAUGGCGCAGUACGUGCAAGGCGCGUGAACUCCCGGAAGAUCAAGACACUAAGCUUUAUAUCGCCACUGACGGCCGUGCCCGGUUGCGCCCGCCGCUACCCAACGGCUACUUCGGCAAUGUCAUCUUCACAACGACGCCGCUCGCCGUCGCCGGGGAACUAAUGUCGAAUCCGACGUGGUUCGCCGCCAGCAAAAUCCACGACGCCUUGACUCGGAUGGACAACGAUUAUUUGAGAUCGGCUUUGGAUUAUCUCGAGAUUCAGCCGAAUAUAUCGGCGUUGGUCCGUGGUGCUCAUACGUUCCGAUGCCCUAACUUGGGAAUCACAAGCUGGGUCCGGCUGCCUAUUCACGACGCCGAUUUUGGGUGGGGCCGGCCUAUUUUUAUGGGCCCCGGCGGAAUCGCAUACGAGGGAUUGUCGUUUAUAAUCCCGAGUGCUUCCGACGAUGGCAGUUUGUCGGUGGCGAUUUCACUACAGAAUCGACAUAUGAAGGUGUUUGAGAAGCUGUUCUUUGAUAUUUGA